GAGUUAAGUUUGUUUGUCACUUCUUAUUGUCACUUAUUCAGAGAGUGUGUUGUUCAAAAUGGCGAGUGUAGGUUAACACGUGUUUGCUUAUACCAGUUAAUUUGUGAUUAUUUUUAACAGUGAAUAUUAACUUUUCAUAAUGAAGUUAUACGUUCUAUUCGAGCAUGCAGCGGGGUACUGCGUCUUCAAAGUGGAGGAAUUUGAAGAAAUUGGAAUGCUGCUUCCACAGCUAGAAGCCGCCGUCCAUGACUUGGCCCGAUUCAACAGUAUCGUCAAGUUAGUUGGGUUUUCUCCCUUCCAAUCCGCAAUCAAGGCCUUAGAAAAUGUUAACGCAAUUUCUGAAGGUUUACUGCCCGAAGAGUUGCAGCAAUACCUCGACAUUACGAUCCCUAAGGGUGGCAAAAAAGACAAGGUGACGCUGGGCGUCAGCGAUCCCAAACUCUCCGCUGCCAUCUCCGAAGGUCUGGGUAUCAACUGUACCCAUAUUGGGGCUGUGCCGGAGAUCAUCAGAGGGAUCAGGCAUCACUUCCACAAUUUGGUGAAGGGAUUCACGUUGAAAAGUUCAGGCGUUGCCCAACUGGGGCUCGGUCAUUCAUAUUCUAGGGCUAAGAUAAAGUUCAACGUGCACAGGGUAGAUAAUAUGAUUAUUCAGUCAAUUGCACUUCUUGAUCAGCUGGACAAGGAUGUUAAUACGUUUUCCAUGCGGAUUCGUGAAUGGUACUCUUAUCACUUCCCAGAACUCGUUAAAAUUUGUCCCGACAACUACACCUUCGCAAAAUUGGCAAAAUUCAUUAAAAACCGCAAAGAGCUCAAAGACGACUCCCUCGAAGGUCUGGAAGAAAUCACCAUGGACUCUGCCAAAGCUCAGGCAAUUAUCGACGCCUCCAAAUCCAGCAUGGGAAUGGAUAUUAGUGAAAUUGAUUUGCUGAACAUCGAGAUGUUUGCUUCACGUGUCAUUUCACUGGCCGAUUAUAGAAAGCAACUUGCCCAGUAUUUGAGGUCGAAGAUGUCUGACGUGGCUCCGAACUUGGCUGCAUUGAUCGGCGAUCAAGUUGGGGCAAGGCUGAUAGCUCAUGCCGGUUCUUUGACAAACCUCGCCAAAUAUCCAGCGUCUACUGUGCAGAUUUUGGGAGCCGAGAAAGCGUUGUUCAGGGCGCUCAAAACUAGAGGAAAUACUCCAAAAUACGGGUUGAUUUUCCACUCGACCUUCAUCGGACGGGCUGGUACCAAAAACAAAGGCCGAAUUUCUAGGUACCUCGCCAACAAAUGCUCCAUAGCCUCGAGAAUCGACUGUUUCAGCGACGUUCCUUCGCAAAUAUUCGGGGAGAAGCUGCGUCAACAAGUGGAAGAUAGACUGAAGUUCUAUGAAACCGGUGACAUCCCCAAGAAAAACGUCGAAGUCAUGAAGGAGGCCAUCGAGGAGUAUGAGCAGAAAGUUGCCGAAGAUGACGCUCAGAAGAAAAAGAAGAAGAAGAAGAAAAGGAAAGCAGAAGCGAUGGACGAGACAGUGGAAGCUGAAGCUGUUAAUGGUGCCGAGGAAAGUUCGGAGCCGCCCAAGAAAAAGAAAAAGAAGUCCAUUUCACUUAAUGAUACGGCUGACGAGACUCUCAACAAUACAGGAGGUUCAGAGCUUAAUGGAACGGUGGAAGGGGAAGAGACUCCUAAGAAGAAGAAGAAAAAGAAGAAGAGCAAAGAUGUUGAAUAGAUUAGAAAUGUGUAAUAUUUUUAUCAAUAUACUUUUAAUUUUUAAUUGAA
Molecule: messenger RNA, 1755 nt
Organism: Leptinotarsa decemlineata (Colorado potato beetle)
Lineage: Eukaryota; Metazoa; Arthropoda; Insecta; Coleoptera; Chrysomelidae
Gene: Nop56
Product: Nop56 ribonucleoprotein
Cellular component (GO): small-subunit processome; box C/D methylation guide snoRNP complex
Molecular function (GO): snoRNA binding
Source: RefSeq, a predicted model, not a curated record